AUUUUUCAUCACCCAACUGCAGCUUGGAGGCAGCCACUCUCCGCCGAGCAGGACUGUAUGGCAAGCAGCCCCCGCUGAAGGGUUGAGGAUGAGCGUCCCUGUGGCUCCCAAGAAAUCAUGUUACGCUCAGUUGCAGGAUAACAGAAACGGAGCGAAAAAUAACAAUGAGAGUAUCCUAAGUCUAGGAGACACAAAUGCCAAUCAAAUCAUGCUGGAGGUCAGCUCCUCUCUUGAUGAGUCCCAGGCAAGUGACCUGGCAGGGGAACUUGGAAAUGCAAACUUAAGCGAGCCCCAAAACCGUACCCAUUUCCAUAAGGACUUCCACCAACCUCAGGGCUUCGAGAAAGGAUCCCAGGCUGGCUCCAGCGGCCUGAGAGAGUCUAGACUCACUUCGAGUGUUCACAGGGAACGGAAUGACGAGCACACGCCGGAGAGAGGCUCAGAUCUCCCGCAGGCCCCUCGGAGUGUGCAGGGACCGAGUCUGCUGAGCUGGAGGAACGUGAUGGGUGAGGCCAGUCUGGAGGUUUUGGCCAAAAGGGAAGCGGAAACUCCGAGGCACAUUCCCAAGGAUAAACUGGCGAAGACCCUUGACAAUGAGGAACUGAGGCGGCAUUCUCUGGAAAGGGCGGGUGGCCCUGCAGUGGCGGCGGGGGGCCUGGCUCGGCAGCAGCCACAGCCGGCACCCCUGGGUGCCCUGGAAGCCCGGUGCCAUGUGCCCGGGGCUGGGGAGGGGCCGCAGAAGACGCUGACGGACCACUCUCUGGGGACAGCUUUCCCUCCGACCGACAGCACCUCGCAGGGGAGGAGUGUGCGUCACCCCAAACCAUCUACCUCAGACACCAAGGAGACCAGGCCCACAGAGGCCAAGCCGGAGGGGGGCCUCGGCCUGGACGCUUGCCGGGAGCACCCGUCACGGUCCGCCCAGCCAGAACCCGCCCGGAAUUCCACUUUGCCAUCAAAGGAGGUCCUGAGCAAGCCAGAAGCACAAGUAGGUCAGGGAAAGGGGGAGCCUAAGCUCGCGCCGGAACAUGUCCAGCCCCGGGCCACGCAGGAGUUGGCGUCAGCCCAGGCAGGGGACUUGGGGCGCCCCCACGCUGGGGAGAAGACAGGAGUCAGCCCGGGGGAGGAGGGUCCCCUCCAAACCGCCCCCACACAGGGCCCUGCUUCCUUGGGAGCGACAGGUCAUCAGCCCUCUGACAAGACUUCGCCGUGUGCAGGUAGGAAGUUGGGUGAAAUGACAUCUGGGAACUUUUCACCGGGUGACAGUCAUGUGGCCUUUAUUCCUAGUGAUCCGACUGACGAUAAGCCCUCAGAUGUCACCGAGGGGGAAGGGCCACAGGGCUGUGCGGACAAGGACCAUGCUCUGGUUUUGGCAUCAGUUCCUUCUGUUGGAGAGAGCAACACUGAGGCCCCUGGGCCCCCGGACCUUCAAAGCAACUGCUCAGAAGCAGGAGAAAGGAAAGAGAUCGCCACACCUGUGGCUGAAAGUAGGGACCUUCUAGAAAACGCAGCUAAGAUUGAAAGCACCCCAGCAAGAGCAGAUUCGGUUCUCAAUAAUAUCCCAGCGCCCCUCCACCCAGAGACAACUGUGAACACGACCCACCAGCCUGCAACACCCAGUAGCCAUUUUCAGGACGUCAGCGUGUUCAGCGUGGACACAGGGUCGCCCUCGGUGGUGGUCCCAGCCCCCGGCGACAGUGUGCGGUUGUUGAACACAUCCCUGAAAGUGCCUGACAGGAACACCUGCCCCAGUGGGAUCCCCAAGCCUGUCUUCACGCAUUCCAAGGACACGCCUUCCUCGCAGGAGGGAAUGGAGAACCUUCAGGUGGAAAAACCAGAAGAGAGGGCAGAAACCAAGCCCAUCAUUAUGCCCAAGCCCAAGCACGUGAGGCCCAAGAUCAUCACCUACAUCAGGAGGAAUCCGCAGGCCCUGGGCCAGGGGGACGCUUCGCUGGUCCCCGUGGGGCUUCCGUAUGCCCCGCCCGCAUGCAGCAUGCCUCUCCCCCAGGAGGAGGGGCUGGCGAGUGGAGACCUUAAGCCAUCUGCCAACCUCUACGAGAAGUUCAAGCCAGACUUGCAGAAGCCCAGGGUCUUCAGUUCCGGAUUGAUGGUGUCUGGGAUCAAGCCCCCAGGGCAUCAUUUCAGUCAAAUGAGUGAAAAGUUUUUGCAGGAGGUUACAGACCACUCUGGGAAAGAAGAAUUCUGCUCUCCUCCCUACACGCACUACGAAGUCCCUCCGACUUUCUACCGGUCGGCCAUGCUCCUCAAACCCCAGCUGGGACUGGGGGCGAUGUCCCGGUUGCCUUCUGCAAAGAGCAGGAUUCUGAUCGCGAGUCAGAGGUCUUCGGCGAGUGCCAUCCACCCGCCAGGACCCAUAGCGACAGCUGCCAGUCUCUACGCGUCGGACCCUUCAGCUGAUUUAAAGAAAGUCUCCAGUUCAAAUGCUGUAAAGUCCAGUCUCCCGAAAUCUGGGCUUCGUCCUCCUGGGUACUCCCGUCUCCCGGCAGCCAAGCUGGCGGCGUUUGGCUUCGUCCGGAGCUCCAGCGUCUCCUCCGUGUCCAGCACCCAGUCCGCGGACAGCGCCCCUCCGGAGCAGGGCCGGCUGGCGUCGCGUUCAACCUUUGGGAACGAGGAGCAGCCGGCGCUGAAGGUGGCACUGCCUUCUAAAGACACACCCAAGGGGGCCGGCCGGGUGGUCCCGCCAGCUUCCUCCAGCGCGACAGCAGCCCGCAGGAGCUUACUUCCAGCGCCAAAAUCCACUUCCACACCCGCCGGAACAAAGAAAGAAGCACAAAAAGAUCAAGAUACUAGUAAACCUGCUGUUUCAUCGCCUAAGAGAGUAGCAGCUUCAACCACCAAGCUUCAUUCACCAGGCCACCCGAAGCAGCGGAGCGCGCCGGGCCGGAGCGCGUGCGGGCCGCGGCCGGAGGCGCCGGCGCGCGAGGCGGAGCGGCAGCUGGCGCAGCGUGCGGGAGCGCUCGAGCGGCAGCGCGGCAGCGGCCGGCGCGCCGCCGAGCUGGGCAGGGCCGCGCGCGGCUUCGACGCCCUGGCCGUGGCCGCGCAGCAUUUCUUUCGAAAGAAUGAAAGUGCCCUUGUGAAAGAAAAAGAGCUGUCAAUCGAACUUGCAAACAUCAGGGAUGAAGUUGCCUUCCAUACGGCAAAGUGUGAGAAGCUACAGAAGGAGAAGGAGGAGCUGGAGAGGCGGUUCGAGGACGAGGUGAGGAGGCUGGGCUGGCAGCAGCAGGCCCAGCUGCAGGAGCUGGAGGAGCGGCUGCAGCUGCAAUUUGAGGCGGAGGCGGCACGCCUGCAGGAGGAGCACCACGACCAGCUGCUGAGGAUCCGGUGUCAGCACCAGGAGCAGGUGGAAGACAUCACAGCCAGCCAUGAGGCUGCUCUCCUAGACAUGGAAAACAGCCACACAGUCGCCAUCGCGAUCCUGCAGGAUGACCACGACCACAAGGUCCAAGAAUUGAUGUCCACCCACGAGCUUGAAAAGAAAGAAUUGGAAGAAAAUUUUGAAAAGCUGCGGCUGUCAUUGCAGGACCAGGUGGACACGCUGACCUUCCAGAGCCAGUCUCUGCGGGACAGAGCCCGACGCUUCGAGGAGGCUUUGAGGAAAAACACCGAGGAGCAGCUGGAGAUUGCGCUGGCUCCUUAUCAGCACUUGGAAGAAGACAUGAAGAGUCUGAAGCAGGUAUUAGAGAUGAAGAAUCAGCAGAUACACCAGCAGGAAAAGAAGAUUAUUGAGCUGGAGAAGCUGGUGGAAAAGAACAUUGUCUUGGAAGAAAAGAUCCAAGUUCUCCAACAGCAGAAUGAAGACCUCAAAGCAAGGAUCGACCAAAACACAGUUGUCACCAGACAACUGUCGGAGGAAAACGCUAAUCUCCAGGAAUAUGUGGAAAAAGAAACCCAGGAGAAGAAGAGAUUGAGCCGAACCAACGAAGAGCUGCUUUGGAAGCUCCAGACUGGGGACCCGACCAGCCCCAUUAAACUCUCCCCCACGUCCCCCGUUUACCGUGGCUCCUCCUCGGGGCCCUCGUCCCCGGCCAGAGUCAGCACGACGCCCAGAUGACGCCGCCACGCCGCCCUCAGGAGCUCCGGCCUCCAGCGUGUCCAGCGCGUCCGCCCCAAGGGAGCACCGAGCAGGUGCCGCCGGAGCUGGCCCUGUGCGCAUGCGCGGUAGCUGCACCACGCACCCCGGGCCGCGCCCUCCUCCGAUCCCCGCGUGAGACUGUCCCGGUAUCGGCACUUAGGAAAGUGUAAAUGGUAGAGUCUGAUGUGCGAACGUUUUACCAUAGUUAGAGCCAAAAGAAAGACACUUCCAAUUGUUCUUGAGCAAUGAACUUUCACUGCAGAAUUUCAGGUUAGUUGCAGAUAGCUCAGUUUUCAAUAAUCAUUGAAUAAUCAUUGUGUGCUGCACCGAUAUGUGUGUAUAUUUAGAUACACGUAUAUGCACAUGCGGCGGUUCUGAAUUGCAUUUUUUAUAACAUGAAGUGCUGACAUAUUUUAGUGGAGGUCAGCAGUUUUCUAGCUUGUGCCUAAGAAUUAUUGGGAAAUGAAAAUGCAUUUCUAUCUAGCUUCCCAGGAAUAUUUCUACCCAAAAUAGAAAAAGGAAAAAAAAAAAAAAGAUACAGAGAAGAAGCGCCUUUCAACCCACCACCAAGUGGUACUCUCUCUACCACGAACACCAGCGAUCUGUGAACGGUAGCUGCCUUUGGAACAAUCAGCUUCUUAGUCACCAUGAUGUGAGGUCACUGUUAUUCCAUUCGCAAGUUUUAAUUAUUAAUGCUCCUGUCGUGAGUGGAGAAGCAGUGGGAAACCCUACGGGGCUUAGCAGUUUUGCAGAUGUUAACUCAUGACAGUGACUCAUCUAUAAUAGUCUUGUAAACACAAGUUUUGCUUUUUUCCUAAAUGGCAUCUCGGAAUCAGUCAUUAAGCUAUUGUUGCACCCGAGGGGAAACCAUAGAAGAGCAUGACCUGUCAGUGAGAGUGAGGAUGACCUUGGAGAUGACCGAGACCAUUCAUGCUCCAUCCUCGUAAAGGAAACUGCUGAUAGGUCCAUACUUUGAUCAGGCACAGAGCGGGAAAGUGUGCCCCAGCCUUCCCUGUGCUGUAAAUGGUCAACUCAUUGAAAUGUGGCCCCCAUUUCAUAGGCAACCCCCACUUCGAUUUGGUUCUAUCAUCAACCCCUUCACUCCACAUUGAGAUGGCUCAGGGGUUCUAGCAGGGGCUUCCAGAAAACCAACCUUUCUGUCCCGAGGGACCAGUUCUAAGCUGUGCUAGAUCAUCACACGAACUCCCAGAAACCCAUUUGUACUUUCUGCUGGAUGAUCAAGUGACACUGAGGCUGCCGGUGGUCGUGCCGGAGGCCCAGGAUGUUCUCCCAAACAGAGGAGCCCAACGAAACAGCCAGCCAGGGGUCACGGCUGCUGGACUGGCAUCUGUCUCUGAAAUGGUAGAAUUAGAAUAUGAAAGGUAUUCAUGUAGUGCUGUGGAAGAUUAGGAGCAUGAUACCCAAAAGGAAGAAGUAGUUUUAACAGUCGAUAUGGUGAUGAUGAUGAUGCCUUUGUUUCCUGUGUGUGACAAAGACCCUGCACUCUUCUCCCUAAAGCCCCUAAAAUUUGUCCUGAGCACAGGCAUGUCUUUGAGCAUGUCCAAAGCAACAAGUCCCAUGCAGGGUCCUGCAGGGGCCAGAGCCAUGGAGCAAGGAAGCAACAGCCCAUGACAGGGGUCAGCUCCCCCGGGGCCCAGCCCACUGGACACAUGUGUGGCCAACGUGAAGGCAGGUGUGAUCUAUGUCCCUUGCAUGAGUCAAAGUUGGGGUCCCCGGGUCCUGCUCAUUCUGGGGACAUACACAGCAGGCACUCAGUGAAGCAACAUUUCUCUUUCCUUUAGAGGCUCUGCGUGAUGCCGUGCCACUGAGUUGGGCGCUCCGUUAGAGUCCGGCCGCACGGACUGAAUGCACAGUUAUUUAUCCUUUUAGCAGGCACACCCUGCACAAACAUAGCAAGUUCGGUUGCAGCUUAGCUCUCCGAAGGAGGACCCGCUUACCUAACCGCACCUGCUGAAUGUAGUUACACAGCAAUACCGGCUUCGGUGUGACGUUAGGAUGUGGUACAGUGUGGUAGGCUGUUGUGGUCAAAGUCGUAGCGAUGUUAGAACUAAGUACUCCCUCCUAGGUGGACUGCCCUCUCCAGCCCUUAGCCUGGGUGUGGGCUAAUGUCCACAGGGCCCUGGCUUCUUCCCUUCAUCACGGACACCUAUCAACGUGUGGAUCCACGUCCUCUGAGCUGGCACCGCCCCCGAGACACACGGGACAGCCACUGUGCCUCCUCCUCGAUCCUGCCCCCCCACCAUCAGGAUGCGGCCUCCCUGCACAGGGCGUCUGCCCCGGCCGCCUGCCGGGCUGGAGCGAUGUCUCUGAGUGCAGGUGCUGCAGGCUCCCCACCUCUCUCGGGCAGACCCACCAGACGUCACUGGUGUCUUCGUGGCAUUUGGGAGAUGCAUCGGUGGCCUGGCCCCUGCCCCAUGCUGGGGCGAGGUCCCGGCCGGAUGUCAGGACGGGUUGGGGGUGCUGACCGCUCUAUGAUUAGUUGAAUGGGGUCACGACAUUCCUGUUCCUGCCCCGACAGUUUCUGUGUUGCAUAUUUGUGUUUAACUCUAAAGCCUAUUAAAAUAAACUUGAGGGACUUUCUGCGA
Messenger RNA from Microcebus murinus (gray mouse lemur), 6699 nucleotides. Lineage: Eukaryota; Metazoa; Chordata; Mammalia; Primates; Cheirogaleidae. The record is from RefSeq and is a predicted model, not a curated record.